GGGGUUCCCAUGAAAUGGGCCGAAUCCUGCUCGAGCGGACGCAUUUCCACGAAUAGCUCGGCUGCAUCGUCGUCAUCUCUCUCUGGGUGGGAAGAAGAUGCAGAGGGCUCGUACCCCCACUCCACGACUGCAAUAUUCCCACUGAGAACGAUGGAAAGGCACGUUCAGACGUUCCUCAACAAGCUCUCCUUCGCCUCCGUCGCCGUCGCCACCUGCACCCUCGUCCUCCUCUUCCUCCGAACACCCCAGACCUGCCUCCCACCCACCGCCGCCGCCCGCCACCGCUUCCCCAGAUCCUCCUGCGACUCCGCCCGCCGCGAGUUCCUCCCUCUCGACAAGAAGAACAAGCGCCUCUGGUCCUCCCGCGCCUUCCGCGGCCAAGUCCUCUCCUACCGGCGCUUCUUCGACUCGAUCCGCGAUCUGGGCCUCCUCCGCAACCACUCCAAGGUCCUCUGCGUCUCCGCCGGGGCCGGCCACGAGGUCAUGGCGCUGUCCGAGUCGGGGGUCGCCGACGUCACCGGGGUCGAAUUGAUCGACUCCCCGCCUCUGGUAAGCCGCGCUGAUCCGCACAAUUUGCCCUUCUUUGAUGGGGUUUUCGAUCUGGCGUUUAGCGGGCAUUUGGAGGAGGCUCUGUUCCCGUCGCGGUUCGCGGCGGAGAUGGAGAGGACGGUGAGGGUCGGUGGCGCUUGUGUGGUUGUCGUGGAGGAGUGUGGGGAUGCGGAGGUGGAGGAGAUUGUGGGUUUGUUUAGGAAGUCGAGACUUUUGGGUGCUGUUAAUGUUACUUUGAUUGGAUUGAAGAUGACUAGAAUUAUAUUGAGAGUUAAAGCUUCUUCCUGAUCAUUUUGUCGUGCUUAUGCUUCUUCCUCUUCGUCGUUGGAUGAUUUGUGUGGCAUGUUUCCUAUCUUUUUAAUCUUCCCUCUUUCUUGAUUGGCCUUGCGAAAAGAGUCUCUUAAUAACGAGACUAAGAAGAAAAAUCAUCAAUGGGUUGCCAAUUAAACUAAAAUUGGGACAAGUUUGUUUUUUGGUGGGGAUGAAAGCACCUUGCCGCUAUUAGACUCGCGGAGGGUUUGUCUCUGGUAAUCAAAGAAUGU
Messenger RNA from Rhodamnia argentea, 1091 nucleotides. RefSeq lists its product as uncharacterized. The transcript has a single exon. Gene Ontology annotation, molecular function: S-adenosylmethionine-dependent methyltransferase activity. NCBI's taxonomy places the organism in Eukaryota, Viridiplantae, Streptophyta, Magnoliopsida, Myrtales, Myrtaceae. The coding region runs from base 10 to 837 and encodes 275 amino acids. The record is from RefSeq and is a predicted model, not a curated record.